Armigeres subalbatus is the source of this 1080-nucleotide messenger RNA. RefSeq lists its product as uncharacterized. The coding region runs from base 158 to 1027 and encodes 289 amino acids. Lineage: Eukaryota; Metazoa; Arthropoda; Insecta; Diptera; Culicidae. The record is from RefSeq and is a predicted model, not a curated record. The transcript has 2 exons.
UUGAUCCAGAUUAGUCGCUGAGUAGCGUUCGGAGGGAACGGAUUUGGUGCUGAUUCAAAAAUUAAAAACGUUUAACCAAAAGUGUACAUUUGAUGGACUUUAAGUGCUUUGGGUGAAACGAAAGGAUCGAGACAAACACAUCGAAGGAAUUUAGUGGAUGUGGAGGGAUAAAUAUACAACAAUGGUCACUGCGCUCGUCUUAGGUUUGCUGUUGCAGUUGAUUUCCAUAACAUUUGCCAAACCAGAAAUUCCCACCCAAGCAAAUGCUUUCAAUGGAUACAACUAUCCGAAGCCGUCGAUUCCUUUCAACCCAGGAUAUGCAUAUCCCGCGCCAAGCUGUCCCUUAGCACUUCCAAGCACAAGCUACGUCACUGUUCCGGUUACGGAAACCAGCAUCAUGAUUACUACACUGCCGCCAGUAACAAUCACUCUACCUCGACUCACCGAAUAUUUCACCGAGACGCAACUUCAAAUCAGCACCACCACUUCCGUUGACUAUCGCACCUCAACGACAACGGAAUUCCAAAUCCAGCCAACAACCGUCACAGCAUAUGUUACUUCGACCUACUAUGCGCCGACAACUCCACAAAACACCUAUCUACCAGCAACCAGAACUCCACCGCCUCCACCAUCGAAUACCUACCUUCCGGCGAAUCAACCACAGCCAUAUCUCAACGCCGAAAAUACAACACCCAACUCCUUCCUCCAAAGUUUUAGCUUUUCUCAAGCGGGCCCCAUCAAACGAAUGACCAACGACAUCAACAGUAGCUCACUGGAAUCCGACGAUGCUGACCUUCUCCUACAAAGAAAUUCGGACCUUGCGUUGAUGAGUAGUGAACAGUUGGAAAGCGUUACGAACAAACCUUCGCAAUCACAGCAGCAACUUCCCGCCAUCAACAUAAUCUACCUCGAUCGUACCGAAACCAACUCGGAUGGGCGUAACGGAACUGGCUCUGUCCCUGCAGCUGACCUCAUGAACUGGUUGCUUUGCCGGUUCAACUUAGCCAAUAGGACUUGCCUCAAUUGAAUAACUGUACGAGAUGGUAUGGAAGCGUUUCGCACUUAAAAACUCAAUUAGGA